Molecule: messenger RNA, 1584 nt
Organism: Scedosporium apiospermum
Lineage: Eukaryota; Fungi; Ascomycota; Sordariomycetes; Microascales; Microascaceae
Exons: 3
Coding region: 1-1584 (527 amino acids)
Molecular function (GO): oxidoreductase activity, acting on paired donors, with incorporation or reduction of molecular oxygen; heme binding; iron ion binding
Source: RefSeq, a predicted model, not a curated record
AUGUUCGAGUUACCCGACAAGUUCGACAUGGUCGAGAUUGUCUCAAUCUUGUCUACACCCUCUACAAUUCUCCUUCUGAUAGGCACCACUGCCGUUAUCAGUCUCCUCCGAAACAAAUUUCGCCCAGGCAUCUGGGACAUUCCAGGACCUGCUCUUGCCGGCUACACCGCGCUCUGGCGAUGGCGGGACGUAUGCAAGGGUCAGGCGCACAGGACGGCAAUUAAUUUACAUCGAAAAUAUGGCUCCCUUGUUCGCAUCGGCCCGAACCAUGUGUCUGUGUCAGAUCCUCGGGAGAUUAAGAAGAUUUAUGGCCUGAAGUCUGGCUACACAAAGUCUGCGUUUUAUCCCAUCCAGUCCAUUACCUGGAAGGGAAAGCCCCAGCUGAACCUUUUCGGCACCCGAGAUGAAGCUUACCACCGCGAAAUGAAGAAACCGAUUGCCAAUGCAUUCAGUCUGACGACACUUCUGACAAAUGAACCAGCCGUGGAUGCUUGCAGCUUGCUUCUGUUUGAUAAGCUGAACCGGUUCGCAGACGAGAACGAGCCGGUAGACUUGGGCGAAUGGAUCCAGUUCUACACCUUUGACGUCGUGGGAGAGAUUACUUUCGCCAAAAAGCUGGGCUUCCUUGACAGAGGAGAAGAUGUUGACAGCAUGAUUGAGAGUAUCGAGGGCAUCCUGACAUACGCCAGCCAGGUUGGCCAGGUUCCGAUUUGGCACAACUUUCUACUGGGAAACCCUCUUCUCCCAUAUCUCCUGCCAUCGAUGGAGAACUGGAACCAAGUGCUUACAUUUACCUUAAAAGCUGUCAAUUCCGUUCUCGGACUGGACGGUUCCGGAGCAAGCCUCAAGAAGGGUGGAGAGCUUGACGUUGAGGCCCUAGAUCAACGCGGAGACAUGCUCAGCAAGUGGUACGCCGUCAAGCUUUCGUCGCCGGAGAGGAUGUCAACACGUGAUCUUGUCGUUCACCUGAGCACAAAUGUGUUUGCUGGAUCGGACACAACUGCCAUUGCCAUCCGCGCUGUACUCUAUCACCUGCUCAAGAACCCAGACAAGAUGCGCAAAGUUGUCAAGGAAAUCGACGAUGCGGCCGCUGAAGGAAAGCUCAGCCAGCCAGUAUCCUUCAAGGAGUCCACAAACCACCUGCCGUACAUGCAGGCUGUGAUUAAGGAGGGCCUCAGAAUUCAUCCAUCAGUUGGUCUUCUACUAGAACGACAUGUACCCCGAGGCGGCGCCGUGAUCUGCGGCAGGCACAUCCCCGAAGGUACCAUUGUCGGAAUCAACGCAUGGGUGACCCAGCAUGAUCCUGAGGUGUUCCCCAGCCCAGACAGCUUCGAGCCUGAGAGAUGGCUCAACGCCUCCGAGGACGAGCUGAAGAUGAUGGAUCAAUCGUUCUUCGCCUUUGGCGCCGGAACCCGCACUUGUAUCGGAAGACAUAUUGCGGCCAUGGAGAUGGCCAAGAUGAUCCCGGAAUUUUUAAGACGAUUUGAAGUUACACUUACUGAUCCGCAGGCAGAGUGGAAGACGAAGAAUAUCUGGUUUGUGCAGCAAGAGGGACUGAUUUGCAACUUGAAGAGAAGAGUCUAA